UGUUCUUUCAAAGGUUAAGAUUUAAUUAAAUAUCAUAAAAAGUUCCAGUUUUGGCUCAGCUUCUUGUUUGAUGGAGAAAUGAAACCAGAUGAUAAUAAAACAAGUAAAUGUCACGUUGGCUCCCGUUGUACUUCAUGUUGAAAUGUCUGAAUGAUCCUGCUCAAAUCAGCAGAAACAACGAACCCUAAUUUAUAGAACUUAUGAUCUUGUGCUGCCUUUUAAAGACAGUCAACAGGUGGUUCUGGAAAUGGGUAAAGGGUGAAAAUUACGCCACGCAAAAAUUGAAAAAGAGCAUGUGACAAAAGCCGAACACGGGGAAUAUUUUAUAGAAAAGUCUUGAUGCAGAGAUUUCUGAGAUAAUAAAUAAUAAUGAUAAAGAAAGGUUUGUGCAUUCUCCGAACUAGCAUGAGAACACAGAUGCGGAAGCCCUUCACACAUCACUGUUCAGUGUCUAAAACAGACACCAAACUACAGGGCAGCCGCCACACAGGAAGUUGUUUUAGGUUACUGCAGUGGGCUGCUCAACUCUGAUAGGUAACACUCGAGUGCUUCUGUCUGCACAAAAGGAGCAGGUGAUUACCAGAAGCACAAACCUAAGAGGGGCACUUUUCUAGAAACUCUCUGAUGCAGAUGUGCUUUUUGUCUUCAGAAAAAUUAGCUGCAGAGAAGGAGUUUGCUGAGAUAAUGUAUAAUGGAGCCUGAGUAUGAUGUGGUGGAUGACCAGGAGGAAGUGCUCAGAGUGCACAUUCUGCCUGCGAGGCCUAUAAUCGAAGACCAAGCGUAUGCAGACAGGGAUUGUUUGAGGCCAUAUCCGAACCAGAGUGUUUCAUCAGUCUCCACUCGUAGGACCCCGCCCAGAUGUCCAACCCAAGAGGUCCGAGUUCCAGUCACAGGUCCUGCUAUAAACAGAGAACUGAAGCCGGGGCGACGAAAGACCAAAUUAGAUAGGAGACCAACACCUGCAGAGACAAAAGAACACGUAAACAUAUACUUUGAUUAUUGCUAUAAACUGAGUGAUUUAUCUCUCAUUAACUAUUCCUUUUUUCUCUGUUUGUUUUUCAUUUGCCAGGCCUCACAAAGGUAAUUACUACUAAUAAUAAUAGUUGUAUUAAUUAUGACAUUACGGAAUGAGUUUAUGUGUGGCAGGUGUUCACCUUUUACCUCAGAGUUACCCAACAAAUUUAGUGGAUUUGCUCUACAAGAGCCGUGCAGCAAUGAGUGAGUACAUGUUUCCUGAUUCUUCUAUAUGGUAGCUGUUUGCUCAACUGGUCAAAAACCCAAUGUCACAACCAGUACUGUGUAGCGGUGCUGCCAUCUGCUGGUUACAUCCCAGGAUUGCAGAUGCAGCUGUUAAUCAUGUCAUACAUUCUUCCUGUUUCAGCAAAGAACCAAAGAGCUGUGAAAAAGUAAGUAAUCAAACAUUCCUAACCAACCAUUAUAUGGGUUCAUACUUUACUGAAAUUAUAUGAAGUGGUCCUGCAUGGCUUCAUUAAAGGUAUUUCAUUGUGUCUGUGAAUUUAAACUUUGUUCCAGAUCAGUGGUAAGAAGAAGAAAAUAUCAUUUCUAUAGCACCUCUCAAGAUAAAAAUCAUGAGGUGCUUCGCAAAAAUGUAAAAAUAUAAAAAGCAUUUAGAAAAUGUUUAAAAAUGUAUUUUAAAUGAGCAAAAAGAGACAAUUAUGAUAAAAAAUGUUAAGAAAGAGAGAGAGUGAAUAGGAAAGAGGGAAAUCAGUGGAUCCUGAGGAAGGUGGAAUAGGUGGGGAGAGCAGAAUAAAGAGAGAGUGGUGAAGAAGGUCCUACAAAAGCCAGUUUGAACAAGUGAGUCUUCAGCUGCUUUUUAAAGGAGACCACUGAGUCCACUGAUCUCAGGCUCUGGGGGAGAGAGGUCCAGAGUCUGGGGGCCACAGCAGCAAAUGAUCUGUCACCUUUGGUCUUUAGCCUGGUGCUGCACAACCAGUAGGCUUUGAUCACUGGACCUCAGGGACCUGCUGGGGGUGCAGGGACUAAGAAGAUCACCAAUGUAAAAUGGUGCUUGUCCAUGUAAGGCCCUAUAGACCAGAACCAGGAUCUUGAAAUGAACCCUGAAGUUGACUGGCAGCCAGUGAAGCUGGAGGAGAAGCGGGGUGAUGUGGUGUGGUAUAACAAUUCAUUCAAGAGCCAUGGUGAAAGAACUGGCCAAACCAAGGUUUACAAAGUGGCCUGUGUGUAGGGAGAGACAGAAACAAUCAUAUAUCUGAGUGCAGUUUCUAAGUCUUCUCUGACUUUACAAACCACGUCUGCUUUAAAGGAGAAAAGAGAUGAGGAACCCUAAACUUCAGACAUCUCUCAGAUAAACAUCAGCAGCUACCUGCCAUGAAAAUAAAGUUAGGAUAUCUAUCUUAUCUUCUCUAACAGAUCUCACAAUAACUAAACCAGAAAGACCAACUUCAUGGUAAAAUAGGGCAACAAAUUGUUGGAUUUUAGUCCAUGAUCCGGUCCGUGGCUGGUUGCAGCUCGGUCAGAAACGGUCUGGUCCAAACCUUCCUGGUUGUUUACUCACUGGGAAGAGACGCCCAGAGCUUUUCAACUAUCUCAACCUUGGCAACUCACUUUAACUUUAAUACUUAAUACAAUACUUCAAUUAAAACGAUUUAUCUUGAUUUAAAUAAAAAAGCAAAUAAAAUAGUACAAGGUCAAGGUCAACUUUAUUUAUAUAGCACCUUUACGGUUGCUCUAGCAACCCAAAGUGCUGAAAAAAACAAUGCCAUGAAAUCAAACAUGCUCCAGUAAAACAUUAAAAAUUAUGGCAUUAAAAACAAAGGAUAUGAUAAAAACUAUGAAUAAAAGGAUGAGUGUAAACACAGACACCAGUUUAAAAUAAGACAAGAUACAACAAUAAAACUACAAAAAAACAGAUAAAAGAGAAUAGAUACACAACUCAACUACUAAAAGCCAAGUCAGAUAAAUAAGUUUUUAGUUUUGACUUAAAAUGCUCCAUACUUUGAGUGGUCUUCAGUUCUAUGGGCAGACUGUUCCAGAGCCUAGUGCCAGCCACUGAAAAAGCUCUAUCUCCACGGGACUGUAAACACAAGCCUGAGUACAAGCCUAAAUACAGGACUUCCCAGCUCUUUGGAUGUUUCCAAAAGAGUCCCUCCUCAUGGCUGACAUCAUCUAGUGCACGUGGGGGCAACUCACUUCUUUGUCAGGGCAAUCCCUGAUUGUAUUAAAAACGAAAAGACUAUGUAGACCAUGACUGCAUGAUGCUAUAUGAGUAAACAGUGAAUUAUGUGGUGUCUGCGCCUGAUAUAUGUGACUGUGUAAGUUUUAACUAGUUUAUUGAAGGUCAGAUAGAACCGUGAAGCAAAAUGACCUAGGACAAUUAAUGCACAAGUAAUGCAGCAAAAGCAGGUUCACUGAGAAACCACUUCAUUAUUAUUAUAAUUUUUUUUUUAUUAUUAGUAACUCUGAGUUUAACAUGCAGGCUGAACAUGUCUCUUACCCUUAUUUCCUGCAUUAGAUUCUGAUAGAAAAUAGACGGAAAAUCGCUCAUUAAAGAAAAGCCUGACAGAUCUACGUCACACUGUCACCAAAAACAUUCAUAGACUCACCCAUCUUGAUUCACAACAGGGAAUUGUUGUUGGUUUAGCAUCCAGGAAACAGCAGAGAACAUCUCAGCUAGUAGAAGUUAACCAUUAGCAUUAGCAACACAACCACACAGUGGAACUCCUCCAGGCUUGAGUUAUUUGUGGAGAUAAAACCUCAACGUUGCAAAGCAAACAGAGUCAGUGAUAGAGUUGCAUUGCUGUUAGACAAUCAGAGGCAAAAUGUCCAAAUAUCAGGAAAUAAGACUCCAAAUCCUGCCAUCUAAAGAUACUUUCACCUCCAGCUGGGUUCUCCAUCCUCAAACAGGAGCAUCUGGGCUUUUUUCCCCCAGAGAAUGGCUUACAAGGCAUUCAUCCAUUAAGAGAGUACUGCAAAUGUAGUAAAACUAUGAGUGAAGUUGACCUUUAAGGUCACGGUAAAACCCAGCAACACACACCUUCUUAUCAGAAUAAAUGGUCCUAGAUGGUUUCAGUUAAUGAAAACUGUUAAAUGGUUUAAAUCUUUCAAUACAACGAUUAUACUUAAAAUAAUUUAUAUAGUACAUUUGCACAUACUUUUUAUGUAUAAAAUCAUUUUGAAUAGUUCAUUCUAGAUUUAUUUAAACAUAGACAAUACAUACAAACGGCAUUACACAUUAGAACAAAGCCAUUAACUUUGCAUGGAGGUCUUGUAGACUAAAGCCAACUUGAAAACCCAAUCUUUAGAUGGAUUUAGAAUAAUAACAUUGGUCAUCUCACACUUACACAAAAAUAAAAAAAACAACAAUGAAUAUUAGAUUAGCCAGAGCACAUAGGGGAAGAAAACACCUAACUGCAGCUAAAUAAGCUAGUUUGUUGGUGUAAUGUGUCUUAAUAAGUAUUUUCUUCUCUUUGAAACUGAAAACAUUUAAUCUCUAUGUACGGCAGAUUACAGUAUCUGAAAAAUAUGUCAGUUAAAAAUGAAACAAAAGCAACAAAGAGGCUGAAAGAUCUGAUCCAUCAUCAGUCAGUGGAUCCAUUUAUAUUUAUGCUUUUGUCUAAAGCGUCUUACAAAUUUCCAGUAUGAAAAGUUUACAGCUAAUACCCCUUACACAUGGUGUGUUGAUGUGUUCAGCCACCUUUUGUAAAUUCAACAAAAGAGUGAGUCAGUAGAAGAAGCUAGACUAUAACUGCCAUUUAUCUCAAACAGCUUUGAGGAGCAGAGAGAGAGUAUUUUAGGAGAUUGGGAAUGGGUUCAAGAGCAAUAAACUGACUAAAAAGAAAUGAAUAAUAAAGCAUCUCAGUGCCCAAUAAAACCCUAUGAAAGACCCUCAGAAGGCCCAGAAGGUCUCUGCUCAAUUCUACAUAAAAAAAUGUACAGAUACAUAUUUUUUGUUUGUUAUUUUUGCAGUAAAAUAUGAAGAAAUUUGCAUCAGGUUUAACUUUUGUUUAAAAGCAUAAUGUGAUUUUUUUUUCUU
This is a messenger RNA of Nothobranchius furzeri (turquoise killifish), 5014 nucleotides long. The record is from RefSeq and is a predicted model, not a curated record. NCBI's taxonomy places the organism in Eukaryota, Metazoa, Chordata, Actinopteri, Cyprinodontiformes, Nothobranchiidae.